AUGACUGACACCGUGUUCAGCAACAGCUCUAGCCGUUGGAUGUGUCCCAGUGACCGACCCCUUCAAUCAGAUGAUAAAGAACAGCUCCAGGCAGGCUGGCCCGUCCAUCCCAGCGGUCCGCCCGACAGACAGAGGAAGCAGGAAGAGCUGACAGAUGAGGAGAAGGAAAUCAUCAACAGGGUGAUCGCUCGAGCUGAGAAAAUGGAAGAGAUGGAGCAGGAGCGAAUUGGGCGCCUGGUGGACCGUCUGGAGAACAUGAGGAAGAACGUGGCUGGGGACGGGGUGAACCGCUGCAUACUGUGUGGAGAACAGCUGGGGAUGUUGGGCUCCACCUGUGUGGUGUGUGAGGACUGUAAAAAGAACGUCUGCACUAAGUGUGGGGUGGAGACCUCCAAUAACCGCCCGCAUUCCGUGUGGCUCUGUAAAAUCUGCAUCGAGCAGAGAGAGGUGUGGAAGCGUUCUGGAGCGUGGUUCUUCAAGGGAUUCCCCAAACAGGUCCUCCCACAGCCUAUGCCUAUAAGGAAGACCAAGCCCCAGGAGCCUGUCAGUGAGCCUGCUGUCCCUGAGCAGGUCACUCCUGAGCCCAAGCAUGCUGCCCGGGCUCCAACCCGAGGUGACACGGAAGACCGGAGGGGCCCAGGUCAGAAGACAGGUCCUGACCUGGCCUCUGCCCCCGGGCGAGGAAGCUAUGGGCCUCCUGUGCGCAGGGCCUCUGAGGCACGCAUGAGCUCAUCCAGCCGGGACUCAGAGAGCUGGGACCAUGGCCACGGUGGGGCUGCCGCUGACUCCAGCCGGAGCCCAGCUGGUUUGCGACGAGCAAACUCAGUCCAGGCCUCCAGACCGGCCCCCGCCUCCGUGCAGAGCCCAGCCCCUCCACAGCCCGGGCAGCCAGGGCCUCCAGGAGGCGGCAAAGCCAGCCCUGGGCCAGCAGGACGCUUUCCAGAUCACAGACCAGGCAAGUGUUCCCCCUCCUCCCAUACCUGUCCAGGACUGAAGCCCAUGGAUUCCAACGGCUUGGCUGAUCCUUACGUUAAGCUGCAUCUCCUGCCGGGAGCCAGCAAGGUACCAUAUGGCCCGGGCCUCUCGGCAGGCUGGGCACAUGGGCCCUGGAUCUCUGUCUGUGACGAGGACAAAUUUGGCCAUAACGAGUUUAUCGGUGAGACCAGAUUCUCACUCAAGAAACUGAAGCCUAACCAGAGAAAGAACUUCAACAUCUGCCUGGAGCGGGUGAUCCCGAUGAAGCGUGCUGGAACCACCGGGUCAGCCCGAGGCAUGGCCCUUUAUGAGGAGGAGCAGGUGGAACGAAUCGGUGACAUAGAGGAACGCGGCAAGAUCCUGGUGUCCCUCAUGUACAGCACACAACAGGGAGGCCUCAUCGUGGGCAUCAUACGCUGCGUGCACCUGGCCGCCAUGGAUGCCAAUGGCUACUCAGAUCCAUUUGUCAAGCUCUGGCUGAAACCGGACAUGGGAAAGAAAGCCAAACACAAGACUCAAAUAAAGAAGAAAACCUUGAAUCCUGAAUUUAAUGAGGGCCGGGUGUCCUUGGGCUGGGCCAGCUGCUGGCGACGUCCCGGGAGCUGUGUAGACCUCCUGUAG
Messenger RNA from Puma concolor (puma), 1596 nucleotides. The record is from RefSeq and is a predicted model, not a curated record. NCBI's taxonomy places the organism in Eukaryota, Metazoa, Chordata, Mammalia, Carnivora, Felidae.